This is a messenger RNA of Bursaphelenchus okinawaensis, 2656 nucleotides long. Lineage: Eukaryota; Metazoa; Nematoda; Chromadorea; Rhabditida; Aphelenchoididae. The record is from the annotation of a GenBank genome assembly.
AUGCGAAUCGCAAUAUUAAGUUGCGUUAAAUGCGGGUUCCUAAAUCUGCCAUCAUCUUCACAGGGACGGUAAGUUGUAUACCGUAAUGUGAGUUCUGUUUUAGGACUUUUUGCACACUUCAGAAAUACGGGGCACUUACACCAACAUCUAAAAUACGACCUUCCAUAGCUAGGCAGUUUAUUCGGCAAGUGAAUGUAGUAGAUACGAAAAGGGCAUCUACAAAACUACGGAAUGCAUCGUGGAAAGAUCUCAAGAAGAUAUUCCGAUUGGCUGUGCCUCAUAAGGGCAGAAUAAUGUGUAAGUGUUUGUACCUAAAAUCUACAAUAAUAUAAUGCUAUUGUUAAUAUAGUAUGUAUUGUUUGCUUUAAAGUUGUUUUUUUUUAUUUAUGAAAUACGUUUUUUACGUUAAUUAUAUUUUUUUCAGUGGGCUUGAUGUUCAUGGGCGUUGGCUCUUCCAUCUUCUUGUUCUUGCCUCGAGUGUUAGGAAAGCUGAUCGACGAGCAUGAUGAUAGUAAGAAAGGAGACGACGAAGGAGAUGUUGCGUUAAAACUUGCCAAAUACUUUAAGGCUAAUCCUUGGGCUAUUAUUUUGUUGUUACUUGUUGGAGCUUCGGCCGUUUGUGCCAGAACUUAUUGUAUGCACACAGCUGGUGAGCAAUGUUUUAAAGAUUGAAACCGUUUUUAUAGUAAGGAGAUUUAUGUUGUAAUUGUAGGUCAGUUGGUUGUAAAUGAUUUGAGAAGAAAGGUGUUCAACUCGGUUUUGCGACAAGAUAUGGCAUUUUUCGACCGGAACAAGGUCGGAGAGAUUGUGAGCCGUCUCUCAACUGAUGCUUUGAUCGUGGGUUACGCCGUAUCGACCAACUUGAGUGAAGGAGCCCGAGCAGUGAUUACCUGCAUUGGAUCUGGUUCCUUAAUGGUACGUUUCUUUUGUCAUAUAACUCUUGCGUGAUACACUAGUUUUAUGAUAUUAAUUACGAGGUGGUACCAUCUCAAAUUAAUGAUGAUUUUUAUUUAGAUAUACACAUCGCCAAGUUUGUGCAAAGUUGUAGUUUUUGUUAUUCCGUUCAUCGUCGGAACCUUCUACGUUUUCGGAAAGCUACAGAGAAAGUACACGAUGCAGAUGCAGGAAGCUGUAGCAGCCACGAAUCAGGUAAACCUAUAAGAUUUGAAAUUCAUCUUAAUUUAGGUAGCAACUGAGCGUUUGUCGAAUAUCCGGACAGUGAGGAUGUUGGUAUCUGAAGCGAAAGAACUACAAACCUACAAAGACAGAAUCCAAGCCAUCUGGAGGAUAUCAAAGAAGGAGGCUACAGCCAGAGGACUCAUGUUUGGAGGCGUAAGUAAAACACAUUUAUUUAUAAAACUUUUGGCAUUUCCGAUUUUUUGUUAAACUACUGCUUGGUUAGAGUACGCCAAUUUUAAAGUACUUGUUUUAGUUUCAAUUUACGGGAUACAUAUCUUUAACGACGAUUCUCUUCUACGGUAGUAACUUGAUCGACAAAGGUCUUUUGACCUACGGUGAUCUGUCUUCCUUUGGUUUGUAUGCCUUAUUGUGUGCCAGUAGCCUGUCCAACAUGAGUGGAUUCUACAUCGAAAUUAUGAAGGGAUUGGGGGCUAGUUCUCGACUAUUCGACCUAAGGAGUCAACAGCCAACAAUUCCAUUAACUGGUGGUAUGAAGAUUGAGGACAUCACCAAGGAGAUCAGAUACGAAGGCAUCGGAUUUUCUUACCCCGACAGAACUCCAUUGUUCAAUGAUGUCACAUUCAGAAUCCCUGCUGGAAAGAUCACAGCUGUCGUAGGAUCAUCUGGAAGUGGAAAGAGUACCAUUGCCAACUUAUUGUUAAGGUGGGAUUUAAAUUGAUAUGUAAAUUUAAGUUUGUUGCAAUGUAAUCAUAAUUUGAAAGUAUGAAGAAAUAACUUUUACGUUAAACUUAUAUUUAUAGGUUGUACGACCCGACACAAGGCCGAAUCACCGUAGACGACGUUGAUCUCAAGGAAUUGGACGCCAGUCACUGGAGGCGGAUGAUUGGUGCCGUAGGACAAGAACCUGUCCUAUUCUCAGCCAGCAUUUACAACAACAUCAUUUACGGCUGCGAACAUCCAGAGAAGGUGACAGAAGAGGAAGUGUACGAAGCCGCGGAGACUUCUAACUCCCUAGAAUUCAUCCGCUCCUUUCCACAGGGCUUUGACACGAUAGUGGGCGAACAAGGAGCGUCAAUGUUGAGUGGAGGUCAGAAACAAAGAAUAGCCAUAGCACGUGCCUUGGUCACAAGACCCAGAUUACUUAUUAUGGAUGAAGCUACAAGUGCCUUAGACGCUACUUCAGAAUAUCUAGUACGGAAGGCGUUAAGUCAACUUCUGGUCAAUAACAAACAGACAGUACUAAUCAUUGCUCACAGGUCAGCGUCAGAUUAUUAAAAUAAUCGAAUUAAAAUUAUCAAAAUGACUAAAACUUGUCAAAUUUCUUUAAAAGUAACAAAGUUUUAAUCGUAUACUUUUCAGGUUAUCCACAAUCAAACACGCUGACCAGAUCGUCGUUCUGGACCGUGGAACAGUGGCAGAGAUCGGCACGUUCGACGGGCUCAUGAAGCUUGAAGACGGAGUGUUCAGGGCUCUGGUAGACAAGCAGACAAUUGGUUGGAGGGACGAUCAGUUUUGA